Macrosiphum euphorbiae (potato aphid) is the source of this 234-nucleotide messenger RNA. The record is from the annotation of a GenBank genome assembly. NCBI's taxonomy places the organism in Eukaryota, Metazoa, Arthropoda, Insecta, Hemiptera, Aphididae.
AUGGCACCUCAACCGCCAAAUGCCCAUCAAACUACCUCCGUAACUUACGCUGAAAUAGUAAAAUCUCACUCCUCAAAUCCCACUGAACCUGCUGUCACAAUGACGCAAAUACUUAGCAUUAUCAAAAAACUAUUUGGAACCAUUCAAAAAUGUCCAGAUUCAAACUCUAAAGACGCUAUUCUAAAUACAGUCAUGUCAAUUCUCAACUCCAUUCCUGAAAAUCAUCAUGUCUAA